Molecule: messenger RNA, 3092 nt
Organism: Solanum lycopersicum (tomato)
Lineage: Eukaryota; Viridiplantae; Streptophyta; Magnoliopsida; Solanales; Solanaceae
Source: RefSeq, a predicted model, not a curated record
AUGGCUACGCAUUACAACUUGUCCUCCAUCUUAUUGUUUGUUUUUAUCUACUUUAUGCAUGACGGCAUGAUAACUACUAUAACAGCACGUCGCCUUCUUCAGACCCCUAGUUUUUCAGCACCCGCUACUCCUAGUUUUUCAACGUCCACUGUCUCAAGUUUCACGACGCCCACUACCCCCAGUUUCUCAAUGUCUGCUACCCCAAGUUACUCCAAUUCUCCGAGUCUUCCAAAGCCUGAGAACCCUAGUUUCUCAAAUCCCCAGACUCAUAGUUUCUCAAAGCCUGAGACACCUAGCUUCUCAAAGCCUCAGAACCCUAGUUUCUCAAAACCUCAAACACCUACUUUCUCAAAGCCCGAAACUCCUAGUUUUUCAAAGCCUGAGACACCUAUCUUUCAAAAGCCUGAGACCACUAGUCUUGCAAAGCCUGACAUCUCUAGCUUUUCAAAACCUAAAACACCUAGUUACUCAAAAUCUGAAACACCUAGUUUCUCAAAGCCCGAAGCUACCAGUUUCUCAAAACCUGAGACACCUAGUUUUUCAAAACUUGAAACCCCUACUUUCUCAAAACCAGAGACCCCUACUUUUUCAAAGUCCGAGACUCCUAGUUUCUCUAAACAUGAGGCUCCUAGUUUCUCAAAGUCAGAAACUCCUAGUUUUUCAAAGCCUGAGAUACCUAGUUUCUCAAAAUCUGAAACCCCUAGUUUCUCAAAAUUUGAGGCUUCUAGUUUCUCAAAGCCAGAAACUCCUAGUUUCUCAAAGCCUGAGACACUUAGUUUUUCAAAAUCAGAAACCCCUAGUUUUUCAAAACCUGAAACCCCUACUUUUUUAAAGCCCGAGACCCCUAGUUUUUCAAAACCUGAGACUCCUAGUUUCUCAAAGCCCGAGACUCUUAGUUUUUCAAAACCCGAUACCCCUAGUUCUCCAAAGCUUGAGCGCAAGGCCCCUGGUUCAUCAAAAUCUGAAAAUCCUACCUCCUCAAAGCCUGAGACCCCUAGUUUUUCAAUGCCUGAAACUUCUACAUCGUCAGAUCUUGUUACUCCUACUUCCCAAAAGCCCGAGACCCCUACUUUAUUGAUGCUUGAGAAUCCUACUUUCUCAAAGCCUGAGAUCCCAAAAAUUUCAAAGCCCGAGACUCCUAGUUUUACAAAAUUCGAGAUUCCUAAUUUUUCAAAACCUGAGACUCCGAGUUCCCCAAAGUUAGAGGCUCCUACUUUUUCAAAGCCUGAAAUUCCAAGUUUUCCGAAGCUUGAGACCCCUAGUUUCUCAAAGCCCGAGACCCCAAGCUUCCCAAAGCUCGAGACUCCUAGUUUUUCAAAGUCUGCGACGUCAAGUUCCCCAAAAUUUGAGACUCCCAAUUUUUCAAAAGCCGAGACUCCGAGUUCCCCAAAAUCUGAGACCUCUACUUUCGCAGAACCUGAAAUGCCAAGUUCUCUAAGCCCCAAGACACCAAAUUCACCAAAGUCUGAGACCCCUAGUUUCUCAAAGCAUGAAAUACCUAGCUUUUCGAAGCCUGAGACUCCUAGUUUCUCGAAACCUGAUACUCCAAGUUCCUCGAAGCCUGAGGAACCAAGUACCUCAACGCCCAAGAUGCCAAGUUUCUCAAAACCUAAGACUUCAAGUUCUCCAAGUGCCUCUAGUUCCCUAAAGCAUGAAAUUCCUAUUUUUUCAAAGCCCGAGACUCCAAGUUCCCCGAAGUCUGAGACCCCUAGUUUCUCGAAGCCCGAAAUUCCUAGUUUUCCAAAACCCGAGACUCCAAGUUCCCCGAAGCCUAAGACCCCUACUUUCACAGAUUCUGAAAUGCCAAGUUCUCCAAGCCCUAAGACAUCAAAUUCCCUAAAGCCUGAGACCCUUAGUUUCUCAAAGCCUGAAACACUUAGCUUUUCAAAGCCUAAGACUCCUAGUUUCUCAAAACCUGAUACUCCAAGUUCCUCGAAGCCUGAGGAACCAAGCACCCCAACGCCCAAGAUGCCAAGUUUCUCAAAGCCCGAUGCUCCUAGUUUCUCAAAACCUAAGACUUCAAGUUCUCUAAGUGCCUCCAGUUUUCUAAAGCCUGAAACUCCUAGUUUUUCAAAGCCCGAGACUCCAAGUUCCCCGAAGCCUGAGACCCCAAGUUAUCCUAAGUCUGAAACACCUAGUUUCUCAAAGCCCGAUACACCAAGUUCUCCAAAGUCGGAAUUGCCAAGCUCCCCAAAGCCCGAGACACCAAGCUUCUCAAAGCCCAAGAUGCCAAGCUCCCCAAAGCUCGAGAUUCCAAGUUCUACAAAGCCCGAGAAGUCAAGCUCCCCAAAACCCGAGACUCCAAGUUUCGCAAAGGCUGAAACGCCAAGUUUCCCAGAGGCCAAGACGCCAAGCUCCCCAAAUCCCAAGAUGUCAAGUUCCGUAAAGCCAGAGAUGCCAAGCUCCCCAAAGCCCGAGACCCCAAGUUCCCUAAAGCCCGAGACCGCAAGUUCCGCAAAGCCCGAGAUGCCAAGCUCCCCAAAGCCUGACACCUCAAGUUUCGAGACUCCAAGUUUUUCAAAACCCGAAACUCCUAAUUCCCAAAAGCCCGACACUGCAAGUUCCCCAAAGUCCGAGAAACCAAGUUUGCCGAAGCAUGAGACCCCAAGUUUUCCAAAUUUUGAGACUCCAAUUUUCUCAAAGUCAGAGAUACCUAGUUUAUUAAAACCUGAAACAUCUAAUUCUUCAAAGCUUGAUAUUCCAGCAGCCCCAGAAUUUGAGACUCCAAGUGUUAUCAGGCUUGAAAUAUCAAGUGAACCAAACCGUGAGCUACCAACUACCUCAAAAUCGGAGAUUCCGACGUUUACAAAGCCUGAUUCACCCGUUAUUUCAGAUCUUGAGAUUCCAAGUGUAUUAAAAAUAAAUUUACCAAAACCUUCUAAACAAACAUUGUCAACUUCUCCCUAAGUAACUAUGGUGUUAUUCAUGUGACAUGACUUGUGUUGGCUAGCUAACAGGGGAUUAGAUCGCAUAUGAGUGAGUUGAAAAUGAGUUAGAUGCGAAUGACUAAAUAUUUGACUUGUCAUGUGAAUAAAAAUGAGUUGAAUGAUAGAAGAUUUUAGUAUCCACAUAUUAUUUACUCAUAAAUUGUA